This is a messenger RNA of Trachemys scripta elegans, 276 nucleotides long. Its product is annotated as histone H4 type VIII-like. The transcript has a single exon. Gene Ontology annotation, cellular component: nucleosome. Gene Ontology annotation, biological process: nucleosome assembly. The record is from RefSeq and is a predicted model, not a curated record. Lineage: Eukaryota; Metazoa; Chordata; Testudines; Emydidae. Gene Ontology annotation, molecular function: protein heterodimerization activity; DNA binding; structural constituent of chromatin. The coding region runs from base 1 to 276 and encodes 91 amino acids.
AUGUCUGGUCUUGGCAAGGGCGGAAAGGGGCUGGGUAAAGGAGGUGCUAAGAGGCACCGUAAGGUCUUGCAAGACAACAUCCAGGGUAUUAUGAAGCCGGCGAUCCGCCGCUUGGCUCGCCACGGUGGGGUGAAGCACAUCUCGAGGCUGAUCUACGAAGAGACCCGUGGGGUGCUGAAGGUUUUCCUGGAGAACGUGAUCUGCGAUGGGGUGACCUAUACCGAGCACGCCAAGCGGAAGACGGUGACGGCAAUGGAUGUGGUGUAUGCUUCUUAA